Theobroma cacao (cacao) is the source of this 1869-nucleotide messenger RNA. RefSeq names its product Homeodomain-like superfamily protein. Gene Ontology annotation, biological process: regulation of DNA-templated transcription. The record is from RefSeq and is a predicted model, not a curated record. Lineage: Eukaryota; Viridiplantae; Streptophyta; Magnoliopsida; Malvales; Malvaceae. Gene Ontology annotation, molecular function: DNA binding; DNA-binding transcription factor activity.
CGAUCCUCCCUCGAUCCUCCUUGUGUUCACAAACAACAUACCUUCGCUUUCUCUCCUCAUCUCUCUCUCUUUGAAUACUCAAAACCUAGAAAGCAAAGCCGACCACACACUCUCUCUUUUGCUCCUUCGUUUGUUUGUUUGUUUGUUUGUUUGUUUUUCCAUAGAACAGCCUUAUUAUUGUUGCUAUUAUAGCAUGAGCAAUAUUGUUCCAAACAACAACUUUUGCUGAGAAAGAGAGGUUUUCUUGCUGUCUUAUACAUCCAAAAAAAACAAAACAUAUAUGGCAUCACCUUCUGAACUAACCCUUGACUGCAAACCCCACAGUUAUUCUAUGCUAUUGAAAUCUUUUGGUGAUCAGCAGAUUGAUCAAACCCAGAAGCUUGAAGAAUUCCUUUCUCGUCUUGAGGAAGAACGCCUCAAGAUCGAUGCUUUCAAGCGAGAGCUUCCCCUUUGCAUGCAACUUCUCACCAAUGCUGUGGAGGCUUCAAGGCAGCAACUACUGGCAUGCCGAGCAAAUCAUGGAUCAAGACCAGUUCUUGAAGAAUUCAUGCCCCUGAAAAACUCAAGCUCGGAGAACUCAGAGAAGUCACAAAACAUAUCUGAUAAAGCAAACUGGAUGACAACUGCACAACUAUGGAGCCAAGCGGGAAACGAAACGAAACCACAAUCUUCAAUUACAUCCCCUAAAGAAACUGAGAUCGGUUUCAAUGUUAGUCCCAAGCUGGCCUUAGAUACGAAGCCGAGGAACGGAGGAGCUUUCCUUCCAUUUACCAAAGAACGAAACUCAUGCCCUGGUUCGGCUUUACAGGCUCUUCCUGAUUUAGCUCUUGCUUCUGCCAAUAAAGAUAUGGAAGAUAAGAGAUGCUCAGACACCGAAAAUGGCAUGUCUUGUCAACGGAGAGAGAACUCUGGCAAAGUUAGCAACGGCGUAGUUGUGAUCGAGCAAGGAAGAGGAACGGCUAACACAAUUGAUGGGCAAACGGCAAAUACUAACCCUAGUGCAAACACUACGCAACCUCAUAGGAAGGCUAGGCGAUGCUGGUCACCUGACUUGCAUAGGAGAUUUGUCAAUGCUCUCCAGUUGCUUGGGGGUUCUCAAGUUGCCACACCAAAACAAAUCAGGGAGCUGAUGAAGGUAGAAGGUUUGACCAAUGAUGAAGUGAAAAGCCAUCUGCAGAAAUAUAGGCUUCAUACGAGGAGACCAAGCCCAAGUCCACAAGCAACAGGAGCCCCAACACCCCCGCUUGUAGUCCUAGGUGGCAUCUGGGUCCCACCAGAGUAUGCCACUGCCGCAGCAGCCGCCUACAGUGGGGCCCCCACUCUGUAUGGAACUCACCACCCAGCAGCUGCCCAUGCACCACCUCACUUCUGUGCACCACCAGUGCCCCAAGAGUUCUACACUGCUGCAGCAACACCAGCUCCACCACCACCCCAGCUGCACCACCAUGCCAUCCACCACCAGCUCCACAUGUACAAGGCCAACUCACAGGCCCAUAGUUCACCGGAAUCCGACGUCAGGGGAGCCGGAGACCGCUCUGAGAGCAUUGAAGACGGUAAGUCUGAGAGCAGCAGCUGGAAAGGUGAGAGCGGUGACAACGGUGGCGCUGGAGAGAGAAAAGGGUUAGCUGCAUUAAGAGAAGAAGGUGAAGAAAGCAAUGGUAGUGAGAUCACUCUCAAAUUCUGAGAGAGUUUAAAAAAAAAAAAGAGCGGGAGAUUUAGGGUUAGGGUUAGAGUUUAGGUAUUCCGUGUAAUCAUAUGCUAUUAUUAUUAUUAUUAAUUGCGUUCAAAAUUCCUAAGAAAAAAAUUACGUUAAAUAUGAAGAGAGGGUAAGAAGGGCAUAAUGGAAAAGUGAGUGGUCGUUUUGUUCAA